GUUAAACCAGAUGCUGAGAACAUCUCCCUCACUGGUCAUAACUCAAAACCCUCCCAGUCCCAACCCCAACUUCUCAAAAUUCCUCAACCCUUCAUUCUAUUUUCAUGGUACUCCUCUUCCAUCUCGUCGUCAACCUCACUAUCCUUGCAGACUCCUCCCCUCCCAGUCCCAGAAGAAAAGGUACCAAAGAUUUGCAUAUUUGGACUUCCUUCCAUUUCAAUGAUCUUUCCAGAUCAGCUUCUGUUUCGUCCUCACCUGAUCGAUAGCCUAUCAUCCUCUUCCUCCUCCACAUCAGAACCUACUUCGCUACUAAUGACCCUCUGCUUUAGAGCUUCAAAAGCUCUUGCCGCUAGGCAAAACGCUAGCUUUCUCAAGGUACGCCUCCUCUUCUCCCUUUCUUUUCAUUCUUCUUCUUCUUCUUCCCAUCACCCUCCCUCCAGCAACAAAACUUUCUCAGAGACCCACUUUCAAGAGCUAAUAUACAAGACCAUCGACAAUAAUCCAUGGGCUUUUACGCACAAUUUUUGGGUCUCUGAUCAAUUCGAACCUGUGAUUGUCGACCCAGACUUGUUCCUGCGAGUCUUGAAGUCUAUUCGAAGGAGACCCAGAAUCGUAUUACGGUUCUUUCUGUGGGCGGAGAAGCAGCCUGGUUUCAUACGUACUGAGGUUGCAUUUUGCUCGGUUUUGGAAAUACUGGCAGAAAACAAUCUUAUGCGCUCAGCUCAUUUGGUGAUGGAGAGGGUUAUCAGUGUUAAAUUGCAUGGAAUUGUGGAUAUGUUGGUUGGUGGAUAUGUGAGCUCGGAGGUUUCGGUUAAGCUCCUUGAUCUUUUACUUUGGAUUUACACGAAAGGAUCAAUGAUUGACCUAUGUUUAUUAACUUUUGAUAAGAUGGUGCGACAUGGGUUCUCCCCGGAUGUGAGCAACUGUAACAGAAUCCUCAGGAUCCUACGAGAUAAUGACCUUGUGAACAAAGCGAGAGAGUUUUACAGGGCAAUGAGCGACUACGGGAUCCAGCCAACUAUUGUUACUUAUAAUACCUUGCUAGACUCUUUCUGUAAAGAGGGGGAAGUGCAAGAAGCGCUUGACCUUCUAUCGGAGAUGCAGGAGAGAGGAUGUGCCCCCAACGAUGUCACUUACAAUGUGUUGAUCAAUGGACUGUCAAAGAAAGGAGAGUUAGAGCAAGCCAAGGGGUUGAUUGAAGAGAUGCUGAGUUCCGGACUGAAGGUCUCAGCCUUCACAUACAACCCUUUAAUUUGUGGUUACUAUGAGAAAGGCAAACUUUUUGAGGCUUUGGGCCUUGAGAAUGAAAUGGUAUAUAGGGAUGUUUCCCCUACAGUUGCGACCUACAACACAAUUAUUGAUGGGCUCUGCAAGUGGGGAAGAAUAGUUGAAGCUAGGAAUCGAUUCUCUGAGAUGUUGAAGAAGAAUUUGGUGCCAGAUAUAAUUACCUACAAUGCUUUAAUUUAUGCAUAUUGCCGGGUAGGAAACUUAGCUGAAGCUUUCCAAUUGUUUGAUGACCUAAGAAAUAGGAACCUAGUUCCUACUGUUGUUACAUAUAAUACCUUGAUUGAUGGUCUAUGCAGAUUGGGGGACUUGAAACAUGCUCAGCAGCUCAAGGACGAGAUGAUCAAUCAAUCAGUUUUUCCUGAUGUCUUUACUUAUACUAUUCUUGUAAAUGGCUCCCACAAGAUUGGAAAUCUACUAUUAGCUAAGGAGUUCUUCAAUAAAAUGCUGGAUGAAGGAAUCCAACCAGACUCAUAUGCAUACACAACUCGGAUAGUGGGUGAACUGAAGCUUGGUGACACAUCUAGGGCAUUUAGUCUGCAAGAGGAAAUGCUAAUGAAGGGAUUCCCACCAAAUAUUAUAAUUUACAAUGUUUUGGUAGAUGGGAGUUGCAAAUUGGGAAAUUUAGAAGAAGCAUAUGGGUUGUUGCAGAAGAUGGUUCAAGAUGGGCUAGUGCCAGAUCAUGUGACAUAUACUUGCAUCAUUCAUGCUUACUCAGAAAGUGGAUUUCUCAGGGAAGCCCGAAAGGUAAAGGGAGGUUGGAUUUGGCAUUUAAGUUCUUCAGAGAGAUGCAGGAGAAAGGUGUCUUGUCGAAUGUGAUCACCUACAAUGCUCUAAUAAAUGGCCUGUGCAAAGUGGGACAAAUAGAAGAGGCUUACAGGUUAUUUGUUCAGAUGGAAGAGAAAAGUCUG
Nelumbo nucifera (sacred lotus) is the source of this 2195-nucleotide messenger RNA. Its product is annotated as Pentatricopeptide repeat (PPR) superfamily protein. The record is from RefSeq and is a predicted model, not a curated record. Lineage: Eukaryota; Viridiplantae; Streptophyta; Magnoliopsida; Proteales; Nelumbonaceae. Gene Ontology annotation, molecular function: protein binding.